Molecule: messenger RNA, 1606 nt
Organism: Daldinia decipiens
Lineage: Eukaryota; Fungi; Ascomycota; Sordariomycetes; Xylariales; Hypoxylaceae
Product: terpenoid synthase
Exons: 4
Coding region: 271-1482 (403 amino acids)
Source: RefSeq, a predicted model, not a curated record
GUUGUACUAAAAGGUAGUUCUCGUCGUCCAUGUUUGCCAAUAUUGGCAACAACUGCUCCCUAGCUUUGAGUUGGCGUUGUACCAACCUGCUAUCAUCCUUAGCCGAAGAUUAGACUAUAUUCCCGAGUCAGCGGAACGCCGACAUCUGCUCUCACUUAUAAGAAGAGGAGAGCCGUGAGGAAAGCGAUAUGUCUGUUCAACAAACACCAGCUGUUCUCCUCUAGAAAUCCUCUAAAAAAUUCUCUAAACGACAAGAACAAGAUAGGCAAGAUGAAGUCCCAAACAAAGACGCAGUUAUUACGCCUCCUGGAGCGAUUGCAAUACAAGUUGUUAUCUAUAUUUCCUCGCAACCCUCCCCCACAAACUAUCAAGCCUAAAGUCCACUCGGAACUUCGCGAUGAAGCUUUGACCUUAGCUACUCAGCUAGAUGGAAAGACCUUUCGCCUCCCUGACCUAUGGAAACUCUUCUCAGAAUGGCCUCUCGCUGCUAACCCACACGCGGAGAGGCUCGAGGGCCUCGUGAACUCGAUGCUCGAACGCAUUAUCACCAACGAGAAAAAGUUGAAAGCCUUGAAGAAGGCUGACUUUGGUCGCCUCAUGUCCCUUUGGUAUCCUGACGCAGAAUGGCCCGAGCUUGAGAUAGCCACCGCCUAUUCAGUCUGGAUUUUCGUGUGGGACGACGAGGUCGACGCCGGAGACACAGACGUGUCUAACGACGAGGAACUCGCCCGAGCCUACUACCAGAAAUCCCUUAGCACAGUCCACCGCCUCCUGGCCCUCGACGAAAGCGGGGGGGCUCAGGAGAUAAUCAUCAAGGAAGAGGAGUCUUUACACCCCAACAUGGCUUUAUUUGCUGAUGUUGGUCGGGGCCUGCGCAACUCGACGGACAGAAUACAACGAGAAAGAUUCUACCGCGAGUUGGAAAACUUCAUGGUCAACGUGGGUGUGGAACAUGGACACCGAAUGCGAGGCUCUAUCCCUACUGUGGAAAAGUACCUCCAGAUUCGAUCCGGGUCUGUCGGCUGUGCUCCCCAGAUUGCACUUACAGAUCACAUGCUUAAAAUAAGACUUCCCGAGUCUAUUAUGGAGUGUGACCCUAUGAAGGAGCUCUGGAAGGAGACGAUUGUUAUGUGUCUUAUUCUCAACGACAUAUACUCGGUACAAAAAGAAAUAACACAAGCAUCGCUGUUCAACCUCGUGCCGGUCAUGUACAAAAACUGCAGUCCCGAAAAGAAGACUCUAGACACAGUCACCAGCGGGAUUGAAGCGGCUCUGCGGGAAUCUAUGAGGGGAUUCGAAGAGGCCGCAAAGGCCCUUGUCGAGAUGGCGUCAGACAACGCCGAAGUAAGCAGGGACGUGCAGGCCUUUAUCAAAUGGUGUCGAUAUUUCAUCACAGGGGUGUUACAAUGGAGUCUGGAGUCGAAACGGUAUGGAAUGGCAGACUGCUUGCAUAAAGACGGCUCGCUUAGCAUAGUACUCUGAGCAAGCCUGCAUAAGUUUUAUUAUAUACGGUACAAAACGUGCCUACGCAUCUCAUUUGUACGGGUUGGAUAUUCCAUAUGUAUGUACAUAGAUAGGUAUGUAGGUACAUACCCCUAUACAGGAG